UGUUCUGCUAGUGACAGGGCUGUCAGGGUCAGAUGGCUGCUCAGCCUGAUUAGACCAGCUCACAGCCGAUCCUCCACACAGCCCACUGCUACAGCAAGGUAUAGAGCACAGCACAGACGGCGCAGCAGCUAUAUGAGGCCAGGGUUUGCUGAGAGAGGAGGAUAGUUUGCUGUUAUACAGGGGAAGAGCAACAGGUUGUUGCUCAAAGACUUCAUUUUCUGGUGGUUGAAUACCAGACAUUUCAAGUUCUAGAGGUGGAAAAAGACUAAAAGCAGGUGGACUCCACUGUGGCAAAGAGGCCCAAUAACUGUGUGUUUGCCUGUGGUUGGAAAUGACAUUGAAAAGCAGAAUCGCUGGUUGAUGGAGUUUGUGCGGGGGAGUGGUGACUACUGCCACGCUCAACACCAUUAAGGGCUACUUGGGAUGAAGCUACAGCAUGCAGUCCUGCGGCCCUGAAACCUGAAAGACCAUUGCUCUCUGAAGCAGCCAGCUAAUGGGGUAAUACGUGGAGCCUCGACACUGGAAGCUUACCGGAGAGAAAAAGAGAGCUACUGAAAGACACAGAGAGAAGGACUGAAGUGACAAUCUGAGAAAUUAAAACAACGAAAGUUGACACGCCGUGCUUCCUGAACUAUAGGACACAGUCAACUGAUGGACUAAAACUGUACAACAGGACAUCGGAAUUGGGAAAAUACCUUAAAGGCUAUAAACAAUCUCCCAACAGGAAGUUCAACCAGAGACAGGAGGUCACCUGGUGACCUGCUAUAAGUUGAACUCACAGCAGCUACCUGCUGCAGCUCCAGCUGAAGAGGACGUUCUAGGACAUUAAAGGUCACGGCUGCCAACAUGAACCGCCCUGCUCCAGUGGAACUGUGCCACAAGAACAUGAGAUUCCUCAUCACACACAACCCUACUGACAGCACGCUCACCUCCUUUAUAGAGGACCUGAAGCACUUUGGUGCCACCACAGUUGUUCGAGUCUGUGAUAUCACCUAUGAUAAAACACCGUUGGAGAAAGACGGCAUUACUGUGGUGGAUUGGGCGUUUGAUGAUGGAGCCCCACCCCCUACGAAGCUGGUUGAUGAUUGGUUGAAUUUGCUGAAGAAGAAAUUUCUGGAGGAACCAGGAUGCUGCGUGGCUGUCCAUUGUGUGGCUGGACUGGGGAGGGCUCCUGUGAUGGUUGCUUUGGCUUUGAUAGAGAGCGGGAUGAAGUAUGAAGAUGCUAUUCAACUCAUUAGACAGAAACGUCGGGGAGCCAUCAACAGUAAACAGCUAACCUACCUGGAGAAAUAUCGAUCAAAGCAAAGACUUCGCUUCAAAGACUCUACUGCACACACGAACAAGUGUUGCACAAUGUGAACACACACACACACACACACACACACACACACACACACACACACACACACACACACACACACACACACACACACACACACACACACACACACACACACACACACACACACACACACACACACCCUCAGACAUCUUGUACCCCUCAACAAAUGCUCUCAGGAAAGAACCAUACAAGCCUUGUCAUCUUGUCAUAAAACCUGAUGUGUACCCUGGGAAUUUUUGACAGCGGGUUUGUUACAAUGUAUCUUUAUUCCCUUGUUUGUUAGAAUUCUUGGUCCCUUUUAAAUUAUUGUAUUGGCAUGUUUGCUUCAUUUUAUAGAUACCAGUGAAAGAAAUUGCCAAGAUGGGCAAGACAAUCCCAUAAAAAUGUUUGUAGCAUAUUGUUAAGGCAUAUUUGCUCAACUAAAUAGCUCUGGGAAAGACAGAAACUUUGGUCAGGGAUCAGGUCUUGAGGUUUCACAUUAAAAUGUUCAAUAAAAUAAAUCCAUAGAGUACAGUACAAGUGGGCAAACCCAUACAAAUUGGUGUUGCUGAUUUAAAUUGAUACAAGGCCUUCAAAAUGUCAAAUAAUACUGCAUACUUUGUUAAAGGUGGGGUAGGUAAGUUUGAGAAACCGGCUCGAGAUACACUUUUUGUUAUAUUCCAUGGAAUGCUCUUAACAUCCCGAUAGCAAUGAAUAUCUUAAGUGCUUUGACAAAAAAUCCAUAAAAAAAUGUCAUCUGUGGAAGCCGUAGUACUGUAAAAAGCACGACCAAUCAUUUUAGCCGACCCGGCUAAAAUAACUGGAUGGCCUACCUGCCUGUCAGCCUUCCAUCUGUGCACAAACUUAUCUCAUGCCCUCAUUGGUCAUGUGCGCGUUCGUGUGUGUUGGAGGAGGGGCUCUGUAAGGAAGUGGCAGAUUUUUUCCGGCUGUGUAUUUUCAAAUUCUUGCGCACUCGAGCUGGUUUCUCCAAAAUUACCUACCCCACCUUUAAGUAACUAUUUAUUUUUUCAAUGAUGUACACAUGUUCAAUAAUAGUUUAAAACUCACCAUUAUCAGGGUAAUAACAAGCAGUAUUUAUGUAAGAUUGUUUUAUACCAAAACCUUUAAAACCAUAAUGUUGUAGCUCAGGGUUUUUACUAUAAAUUUAAGUCAAUACUAUAAGUAACCCUCUCUUUGACAUUAUUCCUUUUAUUGUCUCUUCUUUAGUUUUAGUUUAACUGGAGAUAUAAGGGCUAAUUUUCAUCCGAGUAUUUUCUGACAUUUGUCUAAAAAUAAGAUAUUAUUUAUUGUCUAUGAUCAUUGUGAAUAUCAGCUUUUGGUAAAUAUAAAGCCUUCAUUUGGUUUUGUCACAGUUGCCGUUUUAAAAUUACUCCAUUGUGCUCAAGUUAUGUGUUUACAUAUCAAUGUGUGCAUUAUAUUAUGCUCUGUUUACUGACAUUCACAGAAGGAAACAGUUGAUUUGAAGCCAAGUAUAAAGUAUGUAGUAUUUUAAUAAUACAUUACACACAGACUUAAAGGACUGAUUAUGUAAUCUAGUUGUGAAUAAUGUAAACAAAUGUGAUCCUAUUUUUAUCCCUUUUAUUCCCAUGGACAUAAGGGUUAAACCACUCCUACCAUUCAUUGACAACAACAAUUUGCACACAAAAAAUAAAUAGUUUCAAAUAUGUGUAUAUUAUAUAUUCUAUAUUCUGUGUCAUAGAGGAAUUUACAUUUUAUCAGCAGUGGAGGACACAAUCUCCUAGUUUUAAUCCAUGGAUGAUGUGUAAAUGGAGGUACUGGACUAAUCCUAACGUAAAUAUAGCUGCGCAUCAUUUAUGUCUAGAUCACACUAUCUACUAGGUCAAAGAUUAUCUUGUGGGGUGGAGUUUACUUAUGUGUUUUGUUCCUGAAUGAUGCUUGCAGCCAACUGCUUCCUUUUUUGCUGAUGAUAGAGCAUGCCCUUUUUGUUUUAGUAGGUUGCUAGUCUCCCAUCAUCUAUGGUCUUGAAUGACAAUACGUAGAAAAUAAAAUGAGAGCAGAGGGUGUAACAUUGAUGUUAAAAAGGAGAUAGGAAUAGGAUCAACCACGUUUUCCUGAAAGCUUAGCAAAUUGGCUACAGAUUCCUUGUUCAUAUAAUGUGUGUAUGUUUUUUGACUGUGUGUGUGUGUAUGUGUAUGAAUGUGUAUUUGUCUAUGUGUUUGUGUAUGACUGUGUAUGACUGUGUGUGUAUGUUUGUGUGUGUGUUUUUCGCAAACUUUAGCCAUUGUAAAUCCUUGGGACUGGCAUAAACCAACACUUUUUUAAUGUAAAACAAAUGUUGUAAACGUCUGUUUGUCUGUAAAUUCUCGCACUGUUAAAUAAAGUUUUUGUCACUGUCCCUUUAUUAUA
Messenger RNA from Trematomus bernacchii (emerald rockcod), 3709 nucleotides. RefSeq names its product protein tyrosine phosphatase type IVA 3-like. The record is from RefSeq and is a predicted model, not a curated record. The transcript has 7 exons. Bases 847 to 1359 code for a protein of 170 amino acids. NCBI's taxonomy places the organism in Eukaryota, Metazoa, Chordata, Actinopteri, Perciformes, Nototheniidae. Gene Ontology annotation, molecular function: protein tyrosine phosphatase activity. Gene Ontology annotation, cellular component: nucleus. Gene Ontology annotation, biological process: protein dephosphorylation.